This is a messenger RNA of Paramecium tetraurelia, 1116 nucleotides long. RefSeq lists its product as uncharacterized. Lineage: Eukaryota; Ciliophora; Oligohymenophorea; Peniculida; Parameciidae. Gene Ontology annotation, biological process: protein phosphorylation. Gene Ontology annotation, molecular function: protein serine/threonine kinase activity; ATP binding. The record is from RefSeq and is a predicted model, not a curated record. The transcript is spliced from 4 exons.
AUGGGGAAUUGUUUUUAACAAGAGGAAGAGAAGAAUUAGAAGUCUUCAAUAAAGAAGGUGGAUAGUUUUCUUGCUAAGCAGAUUGAGAAAAAGAAUGAGAAGCAAAAGGUGACUUUGAAGGAUUUUUUAAGUCAAGGCGAAAUCGGACGAGGUAAAUUCGGGAAGGUUUUAAGGGUGAAAAUGAAGGGGAAGGAUAAUCGGGAAUAUGCAAUGAAAGUUAUUAAAAAAGCUGAUAUCUUGCAAUAUGGACUUGUAGAACACACAAUGUUAGAAAAGAAUGUCUUGGGAGCAAGCAGAAACCCGUUUGUUGUCAAAUUGAAAUACUCGUUUUAAACAGAGCAAAAACUUUAUUUGGUGAUGGAAUUCAUAAAGGGUGGUUAAUUAGCCAAAGUAUUAAGAAAACGAUAAUCAGGUAGAUUCACAGAAGAAUAAACCAGAUUUUGUGCUGCCGAAAUAAUAUUAGGUUUGCAAUACAUGCAUAAUACACUUAGAGUAAUCUAUAGAGAUUUGAAACCAGAAAAUGUGAUGGUCACUGAAGAAGGACAUUUGAAAUUGACUGAUUUUGGUCUAUCCAAACAAUAUGAAACCGAAGAAGCAAAAUUUUUUACUCUUGCAGGAACACCGGAAUACUUGGCUCCAGAAAUAUUGGUUAAUUAGGGUCAUAAUCAUAUGGUUGAUUUCUGGUGUCUAGGAGUUCUAAUUUAUGAGAUGUUGGUGGGUGAGACUCCAUUUUAUGAUUGCUAAAGAAAUCAUAAUACUAUAGAACACAAUAUUAAGAAUGCAUAGAUUAAAUAUCCUAAUUUCUUGAGUGAGCAAUCGAAGAGCAUUGUGGAUCGAUUAUUGAAUAAGGAUCCAAAAUAAAGAUUGGGGGCCAAAUCUAUUUAAGAGAUAAAGGAUCACCAUUUCUUCGAUGAUAUCAAUUGGGAAUAACUCUAUAAUUUGGAAAUCCCUUCUCCAAUUUUAGAAAAUACUUAAGUUUAUGUAAGAGUCAAGAAUGAUAAUUUCUAGCCCCAGUUUAAAAAGGACUAGUUUGGUAAAAGAAUCUAUGAAACACCAUCAUCGCAUUUUAUCGAAACUAAUGGGGAUUUCAAAGGCUUCUCUGCAGUUUAAGAAUGA